Messenger RNA from Penicillium canescens, 732 nucleotides. RefSeq lists its product as uncharacterized. The record is from RefSeq and is a predicted model, not a curated record. Bases 1 to 732 code for a protein of 243 amino acids. The transcript has a single exon. Lineage: Eukaryota; Fungi; Ascomycota; Eurotiomycetes; Eurotiales; Aspergillaceae.
AUGUUAGACUCUUAUAUGCAACUCGCUGCCUCACGCUCCAACCAGCGCACCAAAAAGCAAGAUAUCCCCUGGGGAUUCGCGAUCUACCGCUGUUCUUAUAAGGACGAGAGUGCCUGGAAUCGUCUACUCCAACACAUCGAGGAAGAGAUCAAAAGCAGUCUUGAAGUCAGCGAGAUAAAGCAUCUUCUACCAUAUCAUCAGCUGGUCAUCAAUGACGAUAUUUCGAAAUUCAAGGGAGCUACAUCCCAUGAGAUUCGUGACCACUUCAACGCAUGGGUUCAAGAACAACUACCCCAGAUCGUCGCUAGCCCCGAGCUGCUCGAAAGUCUCCGAUCUGAGAGUGCUACCUCUGAGUUUGGCCCGCAGUAUGGCCUUGGUGCAAGGUACAACUUUUGCCUCUUUGUGGACGAUUUCUGCCUAGAGUCGUUGAAAUAUGUCAAUAAAUCGAGCUUUGAUCCUGUUGUCAAGAUUCUAUCCGGGUUCUGCGGCGACUUGACUCCCCAGGAGAAAAACUACCAGAUUCAUCCUGACUGGCAUGAUGGAGAAACAGAUGACGAAUUCGAAAUGGUCGGCUGGAUGUAUAUCCCCGUGCAUUCUUACGUGUGGUGGUAUGAUGCUAUGGAAGAACCGGCGGAUUGGGAACCGAAUUAUUCACGGCCACCCAUCAUGAACACCGGGUUGAGUUUCGAAAACCUAGAUGAAAUGCGUGCUCAAAUUGCAAGUCGGUCCUGA